CCUCCAGACAACGGGCCUCCUCCUCUCCCCAGCUCCUCUCUCCCAGAGGGCUACUAUGAAGAGGCCGUCCCCCUCAGUCCUGGAAAAGCCCCAGAAUACAUCACCUCCAGUAAGUGUACAAAACACAAACGCACAUCCAUGUGAAUACACACAAACACACACAACGAAAACACACUUGAAAAGCUAAAGUGAGGACUGAACACACAUUCACUCACAAUGCACAUACACCCGCCCCUGCAGUCAAUAUGUAACAUAUUAUCCCUCAACUAUCUCUCAGACUACGAUUCAGACCAGAUGAGCAGUUCGUAUGAGUCGUAUGACGAGGAGGAGGAGGAUGGGAAGGGUAGAGGGAAGAAGAUGCGACACCAGUGGCCUAGCGAGGAGGCCUCUAUGGACCUGGUCAAGGACGCACGCAUCUGUGCCUUCCUGCUGCGCAAGAAACGCUUCGGACAGUGGACCAAGCUGCUCUGUGUCAUCAAGGACAACAAGCUGCUGGUACGGACACAUGCACAGAUACAGAGAGACACACUGUCACCCUCACAUACAACCACACACACACACACACACACACACACACACACACACACACACACACACACACACACACACACACACACACACACACACAUUAAUAACCACAUGUACCUGGAGACACACAUAGCCAUGUGUAUUUGAAAAACGUUAUCCACUGGUUCAUUGACCUCUCUCUCUCCUCCCUCUCUCUUCUCUCCUCCAGUGCUACAAGUCAUCAAAAGAUCAGACGCCCCAGAUGGAGCUAGUGUUAUCAGGCUGCAGCAUCACACAUGUCCCCAAGGACGGCAAGAAGAAGAAACACGAGCUGAAGAUAGUCCACCAGGGGGCAGAUGCCCUGGUUCUGGCCGUGCAGAGCAAAGAGCAGGCUGAGGAGUGGCUCAAGGUAACACAAUAA
Coregonus sp. 'balchen' is the source of this 928-nucleotide messenger RNA. The record is from the annotation of a GenBank genome assembly. Lineage: Eukaryota; Metazoa; Chordata; Actinopteri; Salmoniformes; Salmonidae.